AUGAAGAUAUGUUAUGUGGGGAAAGCAACAAAAAUCUUCAUCUUCAUAGUUAUAGUGUUGGUGGCUUUGGGUCUGGUCUUGGGAUUCGGGCUCAUCCGUCACGGCCACCAAGACUCACACAAAUGCUCCGGCGAUUCUUGCCCUUCUUCUCCAUCCCUUGUCUUCCCCACACCUCCACCACCCUCCUCUUCUUCCUCUCCCCUCAUUGGGCCUUCUAACCCACCACCACCACCAGCUGCCGAUCCUACCACCUCCACUCCUGCUCCUCUUACCCCAAACCCAAACCCUCCGCCACAAUUCCCUCCCCCUUCUGCUCCUCCACCGCCUGCUUCACCUGUUGUGUCGGCGCCGCCGCCCUCAAGUCAGCCUACGCCGGUAUUGGUGGCUCCAGGUCCUGUGCAUUCUUAG
Messenger RNA from Hibiscus syriacus, 408 nucleotides. RefSeq names its product chitin-binding lectin 1. The transcript has a single exon. Lineage: Eukaryota; Viridiplantae; Streptophyta; Magnoliopsida; Malvales; Malvaceae. The coding region runs from base 1 to 408 and encodes 135 amino acids. The record is from RefSeq and is a predicted model, not a curated record.